AUGGAAUCCUCACCUGCACAGACUGAUACAAAGUCUCGGUUUCGUCAAAUUGCAUCCACUUCCAUAUCCAAGGCGUGGCAAGAUAAACUUGGUGUAAAUUCGCGCUCUGUUCCAUUCUAUGCUACUCUCAAACAGCAAAACUUGCAUCACCCAGCUACUACAUCUUCUGCAACAGAGCAUGUUGUUUCAACUCCAAUACAUCAUCGGCCAAAAUCGCCGUCUAAACAUAUUAGUCGCGUUCAAGCCCCAACUGCAUCUGGAAUCACGUACCCAUAUCAAUUGGCAUUUUCUACCAUAGAAAACUUAUUACUACCUACAGGCAUAACCCAAUCAUCACCUAGUUUAAAACAAUCAUUGCUUCAGUUGAAAAUAUGUGCUACUUUAUUUGACACUGAGACAGGUAGAUUUUUUGGUAAAACUUGGAUUUCUCCUGUUCCAAUGACUGUGCACACAGGUAAAGCCCAGCAUGAUAGACACUCACCCCAAGCAGGAGGGUCUUUAAAAACCCAAAACACAAAAAUUCGAUCAAAUGAUUCAAGUCAAAAUGGGUUUAGUGAUGAAGAUAGCUGCGAUUCUUCCGAUUCUCGGGGUUUAAAUGGAAUUCCAGAUGGCGCAAAUCUGAUAUCGCACAGAGUCACAGUCGGUGCAUCUAGAAUUUGUCUCUAUUUCCAUACACCAGUGAAAAGCCCUCAUGUUGCCAUUGCCAUCGAGUUUGUCUUUUCAAUUAAACCGUGUCUGCAGGAUGACAUGGAUGAGGCACAUAAUGUUGACAACAAUCUAGACCAAGAAGGUGUAUCGGCUGGCUGGACUUUGAUCUAUCCUUUCAAUCCACAGAGAAAUGGGUUGAAUGUUUCAAAAGCUUGGCGACACAGUUGCGACGUUGAUGAUAAAUAUCAUGAUCAUUUUGACUCUUCAAGUGACAGUGAUAAUAGUGAUAUAGGAGAUCAACGACCAAAAGUUGCUCAAAUAUUCCGUGGAUCUCCGCGUGUGCUACCAUUUAUAUAUAGCCAACUGUGUUCAGCCGUAUCAGGACAUGCUGGUCUUUUUCCACUUUUAAAUGCAGUAAUCACAUACAGACUGCUUACACGACCUGAUCUUCAGCCAGCGUGCCAUUUAUGGAAGGAAAAUGUGUUUAUUGCGCCAGGAGAUGAGGUUCCAGGUAUUGAAACCAUAUCCAUCCGUGGAAUCUCAAUGCAUUCAAUAGAUACUGCUAGAAUAUCUAGGAUUGGCAUCACAGUAUAUCCUUCAAUUGAACAAUAUGAAUCUAAACUCCUGGAUUGCAUAUCCAGAGUGCAUUAUGAUAAUGAUCCAGAAUCGCUGACACCGGAUGAAAAUGGAAUUCUCCCUUCUCCAGUCAUUCUAGAACGCAGACUGCAUAUUGGGUUUCACAACACAUUUACAUUUAUUAGGCAACCUACAGUUGUUACACUUAAACCUUUGGUACACUCAGAUUUUAAAAAUGAGCAGUUGAUAUUUAUGGGCACUGUUGAAUUGGACAAUUUUGUUCCAGAUGAUCCGUCAGUUGCUGUGAUAUUUCUUAUGGAAUACAAAGUAUUGCUUACAGUCAAUGCUCCCGCCAUAAAAAAGCGAAAGGGUAUUGCAGGAAUCAUUGAUAAACUGGCAUCUUCCGACAUUAAGCGGACUGAACCAAUGCAGCCUACAAUCAAUAUUGAAAAGCUUAUUUCUACUGGAUGGGGAGCGUAUUCGCCAAAAAAAGACACAAGAAAUCAAGAACAUGUCAUGUAUCUGGAAACUCAAACUGGAAUAAACCCGUUUGGUUCACUCAUCUACACACCUAAAAGCGUUGUUUACUCUGGCAAUCAAGAAAACUACAAGGAAAAUGAACUGGAUGAAGCAAAUAGACACCAAGCAUGGCCGCUAGCUUUAUCAUUUAGUUUUAACCCUCCAACACACGAACCUCUGCCUGUUAUAUUAGAACAACCGGUAGUUGAUCAUUUGGCCACUGUUCCGGUCGUUUUUGAACCAGUUCCGCAAAUUUGUCAAAAAGCGGACAUUAUCCCAAAAAUUGAGCCGGAACAAAGCAAUCAACUAAAGUCAUCCCCACCUCCCAAACCACUUGUCAAACCUCCAACACCUGUUGAUGAAUCAGAAAACGAAAGCGACGAAGAAGUUGUUGCAGCAAGUAAUUUAGAAUCAGCUCCUGUUGAAGUCUUCACUCCGUUUCCAGUGCCAUUAGCAACACAUCUACGACAAAGAUUAUCACGCAUGGAACGAGCACGUCUACAUAAUGCUGGAUUUGAAAUGCUAUUGGAUGAUAAUCAUUGCGCUCCAACUGAAAUCCAACUCAAUAAUGUGGACCCAGUUUAUCUGGCUAGUAAUUUAGAACUAGAAUUCAACGAUCCGUUGAUGAAUGAUAUCACUAUCCUAUUUCAAGGAUUGAGUUUUUGUCAAGAUACUUAUCAGCAGCUUGAUGGGAGAUUUCCUACAUCUGUUUAUUUCAGCUUUCAGUUCUUUACAUUUCCUUACACUACAACGGAAAAAAUGAAUGUGUACGAUGGCUUAUUGCCAGCCAAAACCCAAUCUCAAACUAGAUCUCAAAAAAAUACCGAGUCUUUGCCACAUAAACGAAGUACAUCAGUACCGGCACAUUGUCGCGAGUGGUCUCAUGCUUCACACACUUCUCGCUACUCCUUCAACCCAUCAGCACAAGGAAUUCCUGGCGAUAAUUUGCAAACCCACAUCACGCCAGGAAUUUUAUAUCGUUAUAAUCGCGAGGGAUUUCCUGCCUAUGAUCAACCACCCGGUAUUGCUUUGAAUUACAAGGUAAAAACGCAUCAAGAUCCAGUAUCCUAUACUUUUCGUUCAGGACCAAAUGCGAUUGCCAACUACCUUUGCCAAUCCAACAUGUUUAUUGACGUGUGGGAUGGUGAUACACUUUUGCAUCUUGGAUCAGGUUGUGUCAAUCUCAAACCUGCUUUGCGUCAAGGAAGAUCGUCUAUUUAUUUUGAAGAUGAUGUAGACAUUGUAUGGAGCGAGUAUGCUGAUUUGCAAGGACCAAACUUUGCUAAAAGGUCCAGAUCAUCUAGCAUGGGAUUAAAUGGCACAUAUUCCUCGGGAUCUACUAUGCAUGUAAAUGAUACGGGUUUGCUGAAAACUGCUACGUUGCAUAUGCGUGUCACAAAUAUUGGUCGUAAAUAUCAGGAGGAUAUAAACACGACACCACAAAAUGCAUUCAAUAAUCCUUCAAAAACUCAAAGUCAAGAGGAGGUUAUUGUGCACGAUUAUCGCUACCAUAUCAAUCGUCGACAAAAAACAUUUCACGAGCCAAAACUGUUGUCAAGUAUUGAUCACGAGUUGCAUCAAAUUCUCAACGAAGCACAUGCGGAUAGAACCACACAAGCAGCCAAUUGUACCAAGGCUUUACAAAAAACCACAUGCUUAGAUUCAUCAAGUCAGUACAGUUUUGAGUCUCGUAAUCAAAAACUAAUUCAUCAUGCCACUGGAAUUCUUAAAAACCUUAAAAUUGAGCCCGACAAGUUGAACCUAGAUGAUGAUGGAGCCAACAAGGAGCUUGUCGAAUCAUUUUCGUACCGGCGUACCAGAGAAGAGCGCGACCGAGAUCUCAAAACCAUUGAUGUAUAUCGAGAAAGGCAAGUACGAAGAAAGGGAAAAACGCAAGAAAUGCUACUGAAAGAAAUCACAGUAUCGCAUACAAUACAUCCAACCUUUGCACAGGCUACCUACCUAGAGUUUGAAUUUACCAAUCCGUACUCUACUGAUCAUACAUUCAAAAUAUCUUGGCAGGAUAAAGAAUUUCGCGUGGUUACAAAUACCAGCGAGUGGAUUUACCAUCGUAGACUUCAUGGAUUGGCAUCUCAUGUGGAAGCAAAAUUGAUUCACACAAGUCAAGAUGAAGCUACCCCAGAAAUAUUUCUAGAGCGCAACGAAACAGUUUUUAUUCCAUUUAUAUUCCAGAGUUUUUUAGGAGGACCAAUUUCACUUGUUGGUGGAAAUCAUGCUACGGAUGAAAUGAAUGGAAGAGAUGUCGGUGGUAACAAUUUUCUACAGAGUCCUGGAAUAUAUUCCAGAUGUAUUCAUGUUUCAUUUUUGAACUCCCAAGACCAACCAGCAGCUAUUCUGGCGCUGAAUGUUUGUCCGCGGCCUUACUAUAUUGAUCGAGUAAUUCGUCUUUUUAGAGGAGAGCACGAGGUGAUACGUAAAGUAAUGAAGUUUCCGCUUGUUAACAAAAUCAGUCAUAUCAAUUCCAACAACACAUCAACCCUUUAUGAUACCUCAAAUCCAACCCAAGUCUACAUUCGCUGCAAUAGUGCAGAUGCUGUAUGUACUCUCGAAACCUCACAAAAUGAUUCCGCAAUGAAAGAAGUCACAUUUAAAUAUAGAGCACGCCAAGCCCCAGAGACCAAAGCUGUAUAUAUUCUAUUUUAUAACGAUCCGUUCCAUACUUUUUUGAAUGAAAUAUGGCGGGUGUUUGUGCACUCGUUAUAUCGAUUUGAUAUGAACUCGACUCUGUGCCAGACAAACUCGGCAUCGCUGGUGUUGCGUGGAACCUCCAAAUCGCGAUUAGUCAAUUGCUAUUCUAGCUUACCAAGAGAGAUUAUGGUGGGCACAGAUGGUCCCUUUAUGCUUACUGCAAAUGCACUGAAUGAGGUGUCGUUGGUGAUGCGUCCACAAGAUACUCGCACCAAGGAAGCUAUUGUGAACAUUGUUGGCAACUGGUUGGUAGUAAGUCACUGUUCACUUCCAGAGGUGACCAAAACAUUUGAAUUGGUUUUACCAAGAGAUAAGCAAGCCAGCAAGCGUGUAUCAUACACAAACCCGUUUUUUCAUCGUAAAAUGUUAUAUCUUCGAACAGAUAGUCCACAUUUGAUCCAGUUUAAAGAACCAGUUCUGGAUCUUGAGUCAGCUGGUUCACAAUACAUUUGUAUGCGAUUUAUCCCAGGUCAUCAUCUUCCCAAAGCCGAUAUUCUUGUGUUUUUGAAUGACGAGUCUGACAAGAUUGAAGAGUGUUUAUCACUCAUCUCGACACUCUACUUUUGUAUUAAUCGUUUGAAUCCAUUGAUUGGUUUGAUGAAAUUGGUUGAUAUUUUACUCUUACUGACUGUAACAACAACUGCUAAUGCAAUACUGAUACCGACUGGUAACGAUCGUUCAACCCACACAUCAGGCACUUCCAGUCGAGUGUCUGAUCCAACUAAUGAACCCAAUCCAGACACUUAUGAUGAAUAUCAGGAAGAGCCAAUGGAUUUAAGCCUUCCUAACCGAUACCGGCAACAGCUAGUUGAUUUGACCAUUUCCAACAAAUACAAGCAAGAACCGGUUGAUGAAUCCAAUCCAGACACUUCUAGUGAAUACCAGCAAGAACCAAUGAAUUCAAGUAUUUCCAGCCGAAUCCAACAACAACCAAUUGAUGAGGCUGGUCCAAGCACUUACAAACAAAGUCGGAAACAACCAAUGAUUCAUAACGAGUCUUCAAAUACUGUUUCAAAUCAAAUAGCUGUAUUAAGUGGAAGAUAUCAAAAAACCUUUAAUCGUAUAAAGCAAAUGCUUGUAGAGUCGAAAGAAUUACGAAAGAAAAAACUCAAAGAAUAUUGUGAUUAUGCAGCCCUUAGAUUCGAACAAUGGUCAGCAUUAGAAAGAGGAGAAGAAAUAUCAGGAUCAAAGUACGAUCCAGACACUGAAAAGAAAUUGAAACAAGAGUAUGAAAAGGCAGUUACAAGAGUACACGAUAUCAGACGAAACUUGAAAAAGUUUAUGAAAAGGCAUGGUUUGAGAUUUGAAGAACCAAAAGCAGAUUCAGAUUGA
This is a messenger RNA of Batrachochytrium dendrobatidis JAM81, 5784 nucleotides long. RefSeq lists its product as uncharacterized. The record is from RefSeq and is a predicted model, not a curated record. The transcript is spliced from 16 exons. Lineage: Eukaryota; Fungi; Chytridiomycota; Chytridiomycetes; Rhizophydiales. Bases 1 to 5784 code for a protein of 1927 amino acids. Gene Ontology annotation, biological process: protein localization to ciliary transition zone; negative regulation of canonical Wnt signaling pathway. Gene Ontology annotation, cellular component: non-motile cilium; ciliary base; cytoskeleton.